Raphanus sativus (radish) is the source of this 1249-nucleotide messenger RNA. Its product is annotated as glutathione S-transferase F13. Gene Ontology annotation, molecular function: glutathione binding; glutathione transferase activity. NCBI's taxonomy places the organism in Eukaryota, Viridiplantae, Streptophyta, Magnoliopsida, Brassicales, Brassicaceae. The record is from RefSeq and is a predicted model, not a curated record. Gene Ontology annotation, cellular component: cytoplasm. Bases 362 to 1021 code for a protein of 219 amino acids. The transcript has 3 exons.
GUCACGUGUACUCUCACGGAUCCUCAUGCACAUACGCUCACGGAUCCUCAUACGAAUACUAACGAUAGCAGGUUAACCGAGUUUCAAGGCACGAGGAAAAAGAAUCCUAUAUGAAACCAUCAAGUUUCAACGACCGACCUCUGAAAAAAACAGCAAAGAUUCGACUAUCUACGUCACCUAAUUGCUAGAUUCUAUAUUUCUAUAUAAUUGUUACAAGUCCAAGAAACAGGAGGACCACAUCUAUAUUGCACUUUGGCUUAUACAAGACACACAGCAUGUGUUAUAUAUACAUAGGAGCAAACGAGAUCACAGUUUAAUCUCUGUCUCACUCUCUCUCUUCCGAGUUACAAAUUAGUGUGAAAUGGCGAUGAAGGUAUAUGGAGAUGGGAUGUCAGCGUGCGUGGCACGUGUGCUUCUCUGCCUUCACGAGAAGGAGACUGAGUUCGAUCUUGUCCCCGUCGAUCUCUUUGCUUGCCACCACAAACUCCCUUCUUUCCUCGCCAUGAACCCCUUUGGCCAAGUUCCAGUUCUACAAGACGACGACCUUACCCUUUUUGAGUCGAGGGCAAUCACGGCAUAUAUAGCUGAUAAACACAAAGAAAAGGGAACGGAUCUGACGAGACAUGCAGACGCUAAAGAAGCAGCCAUUGUGAAGCUGUGGUCGGAAGUGGAGUCCCACCACUUCAACCCUGCGAUCUCCGCCGUCAUCCACCAGCUCAUAGUUGUGCCGCUUCAAGGCGAGAGUCCUAAUGCAGCCAUCGUGGAAGAGAAUCUUGAGAAGCUAGGGAAAGUGCUCGAUGUGUACGAGGAGAGACUCGGGAAGACAAAAUACUUGGCUGGAGAUUCUUACACACUCGCGGAUCUCCACCACGUUCCUUACACUUACUACUUCAUGAAGACGAGUCAUGCUGGUUUGGUCAACGACCGUCCUAAUGUGAAGGCGUGGUGGGAGGACCUUUGUUCUCGUCCGGCUUUCCUUAAAGUCUCACCUGGCUUGACCGUUGCUCCGGUAACGAGCUGAUCGAAAGACUCUCUCUACAUCUUGUCUUUAUGUUUCUUUGAUAAGGUUGUUUCUGUUUCGUUUGUUGUUUUCCUUUCGCAUUUACUGUUGUCUUGAAGGUUUUAUCAUUGUAAUCAAAAGUUAUUUGUAAAUGUAAACGCAACACAGAAAAUAAAUUAUGUAUGUAUGCGUUUACAUUUUACAAAUAAAUUUGGUGAUUCAGAAACUAAUAAAUACCUUUAUUUCUAA